Molecule: messenger RNA, 2262 nt
Organism: Haplochromis burtoni (Burton's mouthbrooder)
Lineage: Eukaryota; Metazoa; Chordata; Actinopteri; Cichliformes; Cichlidae
Gene: prima1
Product: proline rich membrane anchor 1
Exons: 4
Coding region: 698-1354 (218 amino acids)
Source: RefSeq, a predicted model, not a curated record
CCACUUGACUUUAAUUUGCUCUAGUACGCGUCAUCUUUACAGACUCGCCUCCACGCAUUGUGGGCUAUACUUUCUGCCUGGGCCAUUAUUAUUAUUAUUUAAAGGGAAAAAAUCAAACACAGACAUAAACAAGCAAACAAAGCAAAACAAACAAAGCCCAGCUGACAUUACCGACGCCUUCACAACCACAUGCCCUUCCCUCUUUGAUUUUUGGGGGGACUUUUUAAGAAGCGGAAGGCGAAUUUGUUUGAGCACACGUUGUCAGGAUGAGCUGAUGUGAGCGCUGCAUCAAGUGCGCGGUGGUGAUGCUCCCGUAUAAAACAGCCCGCCGUAUUUUGGCACAGAGGAGGAUGCAUCACUUUAACCCUCGGCUCUGCCCUCCGGACUCGCCCAUACAGUGCUCAGCUUAGAUAAGUUGAGAGGGGAUGUGUGAUGCCAUUGCAAGGAAUCCUACUACUCGAUAUUCCCGAGGAUCUCUCUCGGUUCGUUUUUUCCUUCAACUUCGAUGGCUUGAGUGGUCCAUUUGCGCUCAUGCUUGCAGCCGAGGAGGGAUGUAAGGUACGGGCAUCUACCGCCCUCACAUUGCACGGAGUAGCGGCGUGAUUCAGGUCGCUAUCUGAGUGCCAGAAAGCAAAAAACUACUUUGGAGAUGUGAAUUAUCGAGAUUUGCCACUCAUUCCACCGGCUCGCCUGUCCUAUGCUAUCGACAACGGGAUUUCAAGAGGAAAAUGAUUGUGGCAUAAACUAUUUCUGGAGACGCCUGUCACAGAUAUCGCCGCUGAACUGGAUAGGGUGGAUGGUUAUUUCCCAAACAGUUCAAGCCUAUGUAUACUGCAUUCAUUUGUUGGAAACGCUGCCUAGUAUCUUCGAGAACAGCGCAAGAGGAAUGCUGUGCCAAGAUCUAAUGCCAUUUACUUUAAGUUUUUGGCCUUUUUUCUUCGGUCAUUGCCUUCUCUCACUGUUGUUACUCUCGUGCCAGGGAGAGCUCCAGAGGUCAUGCUCACGGACUGUGGCGGAGAAAGUUAGUGAACAGUGCCAGCUGGCAUGCCACUGUAGAAGAUACCCUCCACUUCCACCGCCGCCGCCUCCACCGCCGCCCCCGCGGCUACUGGGCACCACAGUGGAAAAGCCCAAGGUGCAAUUGUGGAGGCCGUGGUGGAUGGAGAUGGACAUCGUAGUUCUCGGAACGGUGGGCUGUGCCUCACUUAUCUUCCUCCUCUCAGCUAUCAUCAUCUGCUACAAAGCUAUCAAGAGGAAACCACUCCGAAAAGAAGAGAACGGGACAAGUCGUGGGGAGUAUGCCAUGAGCAUCCGUAACAAGAAGGCCAUGGGUACAAACAACACUGUGGUAUAGACUGUCCUGGUAAACAUGAAGUGACAUCACCAUUGUCGCUCACCUUAUCCUGACUACAACAGUUCCCUCUCACCUUGAAUGAAUGCGAGUGGGUUUCACCCCAGGUUUUCAGAUUGGUAAAACUUCCCUCUUUGCCUGGCACGUUGCCCGGACUGAAGACACCAUUCACCUCGAGAAAAGCUAAAAAGAUCGACGGGGGGGAAAAAAUCAAGACAGAAAGGACACAGAGAAAGAUCCACAACCCCCCACGGUGUCGAAAGUGGCACAGCAAGCUGAACAUUAUGCUCUUAGUAACAGCAAGUGUUGCUGACAGGCUGGUUGGCUGCCGGCUGGAGAGGGACUGUCUGCCAGUCUGCUGCAGAUCCAGACCUCACGCACUGUUGACAUCUGCAAUGGAACAACAGACAAUACAGCAGCCCUGCAGUCCCACGGGCAGCCAGACAAGACAGCCCAUCACACACAACAAAUAACAUGCAUGCAGUUUUUACAGAGAAUGCAACAUUUUUUUAUAUUCCAACCCUCGCACUGUCCGUUUUUUUCCCCUCCAUUUUUGAGACAGAUGCUUUGUGAGAAACACGAUGUUGCUGCCGGUCCUGGCUCUGAGAUGUGGAUUCCUCUGACUAUGCAAUUUAAAGAAAUCCAUAUAAACAAAGGAGGAGCAGAAACAUCAACAUGGGACAUUCUGGUUAUUUCGCCAUGCCAAAACAGGCUACAGAAGGCUCAAUGUAAUAUAUAUAUAUUUCAGUCAUCCGUGUAUUUAUUUCCUCUAUUUAUUUACUUGUCUAUCUUUGAAUUUAUUUUUCUACUUAAAAGGGAAAAACAACGGUCUUGUAAGUUACUCACAUCUUUUCAAAUCUUGAACAUCUUGACGAAUUCAUCUUAUUUCUUGAGAGCUCUGUUUUCUAAGU